UAGACGGGGCACUGGAUCUCAGUCCCCUUUUCCCGCCGCACGGACCCUAAACCCUAGCCCGGCCCCGGCGAGGCGCCGGAGAUGAUGCAGCAGCAGCAGCAGCAGCAGCAGCCGCCGCCGCCGCCUCCGCCGCAGCACCCGCCGCCGCAGCAGCCCGGCGGCGGGGACUUCUACCGCGGCCCGCUGCAGCCGCCGAUGCGCCAGCUCUCCGCCGCGUCCUCCACCAACCUCCCGCCCGACUACGCCGCGCACCCGGGCGCCCCGCCGCCCCAUCAGCAGCAGCAGCAACAACAGCAGCCGUUCGACGCUUAUGGGGACAGUUUCGGCGCGAAGAGGAUGCGGAAGCCCGUGCAGCGGCGGACGGUGGACUGCACCAGCUCACUGGUCCGAUACGCUCAGGCUCGCAUGUGGCAGCGGGAUGCAAGGGACAGAUUCACAUUGCAGCCGACUGCAGCUGCUGUCGUCGAUAUGUUGCCAUCUGUUGCAUACCCAGACAACCCCUCGACAAGUUUUGCCAGCAAAUUUGUUCAUUCAUCUAUCAAUAAGAACCGGUGCUCCAUAAACUGUGUCGUGGCUCAUGAUCAAGCUGUGAGAUCAAUGAUUUGGAGUCAUAAUGAAGACUUGAUGGUUACGGGGGACGAUGGUGGUGCAAUAAAGUAUUGGCAAAGUAACAUGAAUAACGUUAAAGUGAAUAAAACUGCCCACAGAGAAUCAGUCCGUGACUUGAGCUUCUGUAGAACAGACUUGAAGUUCUGUUCAUGUUCUGAUGACACAACUGUUAAGGUUUGGGACUUUGCAAGAUGCCAAGAAGAAAGAUCUUUAACUGGCCAUGGUUGGGAUGUUAAAAGUGUCGAUUGGCAUCCCACGAAAUCUUUAUUGGUCUCAGGUGGUAAAGACUAUCUUGUGAAACUCUGGGAUGCAAAAAGUGGUAGAGAGCUACGGUCAUUCCAUGGUCAUAAAAACAUUGUGCAGUGUGUAAAGUGGAAUCAGAAUGGGAACUGGGUAUUGACUGCCUCUAAGGACCAGGUUAUCAAGUUAUAUGAUAUUAGAUCCAUGAAAGAGCUUGAAUCCUUCCGUGGGCACAAUAAGGACGUAACUGCUUUGGCAUGUCAUCCGUUUCACAAAGAAUACUUUGUUAGUGGAAGUUAUGAUGGAGGAAUCUUUCAUUGGUUGGUCGGCCAUGAAACACCUCAGAUAGAAACAAGAGAGAAUUCCUUAUUUGGCCCUGGUUGAAAUUUGUCUUCCUUUCUUGGCCCUGACAAAAAAGUUCUUCCUUUCUUGACACACAAAGUUUGAUUGGUUCCCUAUUUGGGCCUCUAGUACAAUUUCAGCACUAACGGUGUUAAGUAGAAGUCUAAGAUGACACUUUUGCCCCUGCUGCAAUAUGUGACGAAAUGACACUGAAAAAGCUAUGAUAUAGUUGGUUAAUGUUAGAACUUUUGGGUCGUAGGUGCGAUGCACCUGAUUUCUUAGCCACUCAUUUUGGUGGUGCAUCCGUGCAUUAGAUGUUUAUGGAUUUAGAUCGACAAAUUAUACAGUUGGAAUACAAAUCCGUGUACACUGGUGCAGGUUGGCAUCUUAAAUUGGAUACGUGUGUACAGAACAAAAUAGAAACUUUUGCUCAGCGCUACUCAGCUCCUGCGUGUUCUCCAUCGGCGCCGACCGCGACCUCGUCCACGCAUCCCAGGCGGCGACCGUCCCAGGCGCGUCUCGGCCGCCCAUCCCAGGUGCCUCGGCCGCCGUCCCAGGUGACCACGGCGACCUUGUUUGCGCGUUACUCGGCAGAAAAAUGAGCCGUCGGCGGACAGGAAAGAAGAGCCGGCGGCGAGCUGCAUCGCCUUGUCGUCCUCGGGCGUGCCCCCCUAGCAGGCCGACGACCACCAGGAAGAACAGGUGCACCCGGGGCUCAGCUCCUGCCCCAGGAUCCAGACGCGCUCGACAAGUUUUUCGGACGGCGCUGGCGACGGCGGCCUCAAGGGACUCCCUGAGGUGCUUCUUCUCGAACUCCGGCCGCGGAAGCCGUCCGAGAAUAGGCCUGGGGAGGCCGGGCUACGCGGUGCUCCGCCCUGCCCCGAGGAUUCGGACGCGCUCGGCAAGCUCCUUCCGGACAGCCUCCACGCAGCGCCAGCGCUGCCAUCGGGCCUCCACACAGAGCCAGCGCCGCCGCCCCUGUCGGUCCCCUGCGCAGCGCCGCGUCGGGCCUCCACGCAGUGCCGCCGCCGGGUCUCGCCACGGUUUCCUCCUUUGCCCCCAUGCGAUAGCCAGGGGAGGUCGCCGGCCUGCCCCAACUCCCUUCCAUCCCCGGCGACCACCGGUGUUGCCACUCUGCUCGGGUUAGCCACUGCCGCCGCUUCUAGGUGUAGUCGCACCUGGUCAAGAGAUAGUAACGGGUUUGGUCAAGCGUUCCCUUCCUUUUCUUUUCCUUAUUUUCUCUUUUCUUUUUAGAUCUAUCAAUGCAUCCAGGGGUAUACAAGUCCAGCAAAAGAAUGUUUGACAUGAGUAACUAACGGAGUUGACAGUAGGGCCAAAUAAGGAACCAACCAAACUUUGUGUGUCAAGAAAGGAAUUUUUUUUUUGCUAGGGCCAAGAAAGGAAGGCAAACUUUAACCAUGGCCAAAUAAGGAAUUCUCUCUAGAAACAACUCGUGCAC
Molecule: messenger RNA, 2650 nt
Organism: Lolium perenne
Lineage: Eukaryota; Viridiplantae; Streptophyta; Magnoliopsida; Poales; Poaceae
Source: RefSeq, a predicted model, not a curated record